This is a messenger RNA of Notolabrus celidotus (New Zealand spotty), 2247 nucleotides long. RefSeq names its product SPARC (osteonectin), cwcv and kazal like domains proteoglycan 2 (gene spock2). Gene Ontology annotation, molecular function: calcium ion binding; protein binding. The record is from RefSeq and is a predicted model, not a curated record. The transcript has 10 exons. The coding region runs from base 142 to 1401 and encodes 419 amino acids. Lineage: Eukaryota; Metazoa; Chordata; Actinopteri; Labriformes; Labridae.
AGCAGCAGCAGCAGCAGAAGGAGCAUCCUAUAGGCUAAUCAGUUGGUACUUUUCAAUCCAUCCAGCCUCAGCACCCUCUCCCCCCUCCCAGAAGAGGACAGCCGACAGCCGGUGUGAGCGAGGUGUUUUUGUCCGCUAACCAUGGUGGGAAUUACGGAUGUCGUGUGCCUUGUCGUCCCGCUGGUGAUGCUCGCCGGGUCCACCUUGCAGACCGACGUGAAGAGCGCCAAGGAGGCGGAAAAAACGGGGAAUUUCAUGGAAGACGAGCAGUGGCUGUCCACCAUUUCACAGUACAGCCGCAAGAUCAAGCACUGGAAUCGCUUCAGAGACGAUGAUUAUGUUCGCACCUGGGAUGAAAAUCAAGGGUCUAAUGACAAUGUAGACACCACUAAGGACCCCUGUCAAAAGGUUAAGUGCAGCCGACACAAAGUGUGUAUCGCCCAGGGCUACCAGAGAGCUGUGUGCGUCAACCGCAAGAAACUUGAACACAGACUGAAACAGCCUGCUCUCCGGUCUCCUGAUGGAAACUGUCAGCCCUGUCCCAUCUCCUCCUCCGGGCCUGUCUGCGGCUCAGACGGACACAACUACGCCUCAAAGUGCAAGCUGGAGCAGCAGGCAUGUCUUACUGGGAAGGAUCUUACCCUGAAGUGUUCGGGUCUGUGUCCUUGUCCAACAGCUGCCUCUCCAUCCAAGGACAGUAAUCAUGAGAGCUGUACCGGACAGGAUCUGGCUGAUCUUGGGGAGCGUCUGAGGGACUGGUUCCAACUCCUGCAGACCAAUGCCAAGCAGAACAACAAUAGCAAGACUGGGUCAAGAACAACUGUAGCCGGCACCACAUCAGUGCUGGACAGGAGCCUGGUGGCCAGCUGUAAGGACUCCAUAGGCUGGAUGUUUUCCAAAUUGGACACCAAUGGCGACCUGUACCUGGACCAGGCUGAGCUGGCCGCCAUCAACCUAGACAAGUACGAGGUCUGCAUCCGACCCUUUUUCAACUCCUGUGACUCUUACAAGGAUGGCAAAGUCUCUACCGCAGAGUGGUGCCUCUGCUUCUGGAGAGAGAAGCCACCCUGCCUGGCUGAGCUUGAGAGGAUCCAAGUCCUAGAUGGCGGGAAGAGAAAGUUUGGUCGAUUCAUCCCCAGCUGCGACGAGGACGGCUACUAUAGAAAGCAGCAGUGUGAGAGGGGAGAGUGCUGGUGCGUCGACCAGAACGGAGGAGAAGUAGCCGGAUCUAGGAUUCGUGGCAAGCCAGAUUGCGAUGAUGAAAUGGCAUAUUCAGGUGAUUUUGGAAGCGGGGUUGGAUGGGAGGAUGAGGAAGAGAAAGAAGCUGAGGAGACUGCAGAGGAGGCCGAAGAGGAAGAAGGGGAAGUAGGAGAGGUGGAUGAUGGGGGCUAUAUCUGGUAGAAGUCCAACGAGCAGUCUGACCUCUAUAAAAGAGCAUCUUGACGGUCCCAAACACGCAAACACACACAUACAGAUCCUCAAAGAGACAGAUGUGGUGGAGCUCACACACGCAGAACAAAACAGGCCUACGACAAAGCAAAAGUGAGGGUUGUACAGGUUUGGAGAGGGAAGGUGCAUAUCUUGUGGGAGUAUUUAAUGUUAUAGGAUGUUCUUAAAAUGGGCAAGGGAAGGGGAAAUAUCACUACUAUGAUAUAAUGGGUCUGGAGUCAAGAAUUUUGUCCCUCAUACUUGUGAAUCUAUGUUCUCUUCUGUUUUAUGUCCUUUGAACCAUCCUUGAGCAGUUUUAGCUGAUACAUAAUGGAGACUUUUAAGCAGUUGCAGGUGCUUGCAUAAAAAAAGAAGAAAGAAUGGGUGCAUUUCAAUACUUCCAAUUGGCUUCUUUCAUCUUUUUACUUUCUGCAGAUUAACAACAUUCAGAUAUCCAGUUUUGAUUUGAGUAAGAAACGAGAGAAUAAAGAGAGGAAGCCACAUUGGAGUAUUGAAUAACACCCCCUACCUUUACCGUUUUCAUGUCAUACGCUUCUGCUGAUAUGUGACAGUAGUGCUCUGUCUCAUUCAUGACUUAUAAAAAAAUACAUUUUUCUCACGCAUCACUCUUUAGCUUGUAAAUAACGUGUGUAUCAGAAGACAGAUUGUCACCUAUUAGUCCUGUUAUCAUUGCCUUGAAAGACUAGCAGAGUAUGCUGCUUGGUUGACAAGUGUAUAUCGUAUCAUAAUGUGGAUCAAUUAUUGUGUUUAAUAAAAAAAUGAAAUAAACUGGUCUAUGUGGCCCAGCUGGCCACCGUA